Molecule: messenger RNA, 4707 nt
Organism: Monopterus albus (swamp eel)
Lineage: Eukaryota; Metazoa; Chordata; Actinopteri; Synbranchiformes; Synbranchidae
Gene: tmem25
Product: transmembrane protein 25
Exons: 10
Coding region: 1771-2919 (382 amino acids)
Biological process (GO): negative regulation of excitatory postsynaptic potential
Source: RefSeq, a predicted model, not a curated record
CCUCCUUUUCCUCCAUUCCCUCAGCUGCUUGCACCUUUUCUCCCCUCCUCCCUCUCUCUCCUCCUUGGAGUGGCGACAGUGCGACUGCCUGCGUCAGCCAGCCCUGCCAAGCCCCUGGCAGCUAGUGAACGCUGCUACUGGAGCUGCCGUAUACCCUGCAGAGAGCCCUGUGCGUGUGUGUGUGUGUACGUGUGACUGUAUGAGUGUACGCAGAUGGGAAAGCAACUGAGUCAGAGAGGGCUGCCUCUCAUCUCUCUGCUGUUAUCACCAUCUUUCACCCCUUCUCCCCCUCCAUGGGGCUCCGGCAGGCUGAAUCACAACACCAUCUGCAGAAAGGGCUGAGGUAAUGACUGUGUGUAUUGUCCAGGGUUGUUUCUGUAUUUAAAUGUACACAUUUGUACUGAAAUGCUUGCAUGUAGUCUCGCAAAUGUGUGCAGUAUGUGGGUGUAGAUCUAGACUGUAUUGUAUAGCCCCUUGCAACCAAUCAGAUUGCCCUGAUGGCCAGUGCAAAUCACACAUUCUCAACCUGAGUGCAAAGAGCUGUAACACCUUGUGUCGUUAUGCAUGUGGUAAAAGACUUUCUUGGUUGUGCCCAUAUGUGUAGAUUUACGUUUUCUUGAUAGAUCAGUUCCUGCUUCUUCCGAGGUGCUCACACAGAUCACAUGACCCAGAUUGCAAACAAACACUACUGUAGACAUUACUCAUUCCCUGCGCUUACUGUGUGUGUGUGUGUGUGUGCACACAAUCACAGCUGCAAACAGGCCCAUGCAUGUUUUGUAUUGUAGCAAUGGGGUAAGUCUGCUAAUUAAAGCUGGGCAGACAAUGAAUGACUAAAAUCUGAGGAACAUAUCACUGUGUGUUUGUUGUCAUCUUUACUGCAUUAGGCUACACUUUCAGUAGGUUUGUCUGCUUCUACAAGCUUGCAUCACAAUCUUACUCAACAUAAUCUCUUUGUCUCCAGAGGGGGAAUUUACCUGAAACACAAACUAAAUCCUAUGUCCUCAUGUGCCUUCGGUCAUAUUGAGCCAAUUUAGUUUUAUAUGCUUAUGUUUUGCAGUUUCCAUCUGUGAUAUUGCUGCUACUGGUUCCUCAGCACUCCACUGAUUUAGCAUUGGACUCCUAUAACUUUGUUGGACUCAUGAAGGAACAUUUUAAAAUGUUUCAAAAUGGAUGCAGCAGAAACAUAGAUGUCAUCAUUUUCAUUCCACACAGCCUACAAUGCAAGUCAACUAGCACUAGCUUGGCUGGACAUUCAGUUAUGCUAGCAGUAGCUAUUGUAGCCUUGGCCCUCUAGCCUCAGCUCCACACCUCUAGAUUUCUUUACUUUUUCCAACUUCUUCAACUCCAACUCAAGUAACAUCACUCCACGCUGCUCUCUCUGGGCCACAAAAGGCCUUGUGUAACUAUUUUCACAAAUCCUAUGCAGUACUACUCCCCAAAACAGACUUUCAUGUGUAGUAUUAGUGGAGUUUAAGGCUCAGUGUUGAGCUUGUCAUAAGUAAAAUUUGCCACGUCCCACAGAUAAAAAACCCAUCACCUCGCCUAGUACUGAAAUGGCAACACAAUUUCAGAAACAGAUACUCCAAAACUUCCGCUGUUGAAACCGCAGCGAUCUCCUCAGGUAGGGUUUGAGAUUUAGGGUUUAACCCAAUAUUACCAUAUUUUGUUUCCCAUUAUGAAACAUGAUUUGACUUUAUAGUAACAAUUAUGCAAUUUCAUCUCCAAGCAGGUAGAUGUGUGUGUGUAUUUGUGGUGCUCUGUUAGCCCAGUAUGGACUGUACGUGUGUAAGGAGGUGGGCAUCCGGCUCAGCUGUCGUGUUCCUUCACACACUAGCCUUAUCCUGGGCAGGAGCAAAUAAACCCACCCUCAAUAUUGAUGGACGGCACCGGGCAGCUGUGACACUGCAGGAAAACAUGACCCACCGCUUUAACUGCCAGUCAGACGGCUGGGAUCCCCACGCCCCACCCUUGCUGACCUGGUACCUGAAUGGGGAGCAGCAGAGAGAAACAUCACCCAACCGUGGGCGCCUGGUUUUGACAUCGCAGGAGGCUUCUGAGGUCACGAGACCUGGGCCCAGUCACAACAGCAACUUCUCUCUGCGAGCUAAAAAGUGGGACAGGGAGCUGGUGUGUGUUGCAUCAAACCCCAGGACCGGAGAGAGCUACAAUGCCACAGUCGCACUCAAUGUCCAGUUCCAGCCAGAGAUACUCAGGGUAAAUGCCCACUACAGUGAGACCUCAGACCCCGGUUUCUCCCUCGUCCUCUUUGCUUUGGUACGCUCCAACCCGCCUGCCACAAUCACAUUUGUAGAACAGUCUGGCCAGCUGGUGGCUAACAGCUCUGACUUCCUUAUUCUGGACUCACGAAACCACCCCUGGCUGACCAACCACACGCUGAGGGUCACACUCAAUAGCCUCUCAGGGAAUGCCUCACUGAAUGCCAGCAACAGUGUGGGAAUGGUGCAGCGCAACCUUACCCUGACAGAGUUUCUGCAAUCUCGUGUGGAGGUUCCUAUGCUGGGAAUAGUGACUGGCGGAGCUAUGGCCUUUAUGGCUCUCCUCAUCCUCAGUCUGAUAGUUCUCUGCCUCAUGCAAAAAAACAAGAGCAAGUCCGUUGAUGAGCCAGUGGAGAUUCUGAUGACCAAGAGAAGUGCCAGUCUGCUGACAGAGAAAGCUGAUAAGACCUACAUCCCCAGAGAGAACAUGUCUCUGCCUUCCAACAUGCAGCUCAAUGACCUCAGCACUUUAAGUAAAGCACGAGUUGCCGCCCAGCAGAACAGCGUGGGAGAGAAUAAGAAAGUGGAAGAGGAGGAGGAAGAUCUGUCUUUAGCCUACGCCGCCAGAGGUUUUGCCAGAUAUCCGAUGGUCGGCUACAUAUAUAAAGUGAACAGCACAAGCAGUGAGGAGAUCUGGCUCUGACUGACCUCAUGACUAGCACAUAUACUGUACAUGCAUGCAACAGCAUCCAGCGGUGCUGCCUUCUAAGAGGAACCCAAAGAAGACCUGGCAGUCAGUCAUUCCACCACACACAAAGAAGGGGGAAGAAUGGCCAAGGACCAGAAACGGCCUUGUCCACAAAAGCAAAAUACUGAUGUUUUUGUCUCUCUGAGUCGAGUGCUUGGGGUAUUUACACUGCUGAUCUCAGCAAUGCAACGCGUUAACAAUGCUCAUGUUCUGUAUGUGUUGACAUGAUUUCCUCCUGUAGUCACAUGCUCAUACUGUUGUCCUCGUUGUCCUCCCUGUUGCAUUACUGGAAUACAUUCAUUGCUAUAUGCUAACACCAGAAUGUACAAAUCAAUAAACUGUAUGUGAGAUUUUACAUUUUGAACAAUGAUAUCUAAAGAAGAUGGCUUAUGGACAUUAAACAUGUUAUCUACUGUAUAUCUGUAUGCAUAUGUAUAUGUGUGUAAAAUAAUAUGUCUAAUAAUGAUAAUAUUGACAUUGUAUGAAGUAAAUGCUGGACUUGUUGUCGUUUUACUGGCACUCACCAGGGGGCGCUCUAAGGUGAUUUAUAAGUGGGAAAAUAUGGAGGGUUUUUCGUUAGUCAUAAUGAUCUGAUCUGUGUUUUUCAGAUGGUGUUGGGGAUGACUGGGGCUAUAGUAGCAGAUGCAGAAGCAAGUUUUUGUGUUUGUGAGUGUGUGUCUGCAUGCCAGGUGUUAGGUCUAGGUCACAGGUUGUUGUGGCUUUUCUUCAAACAGGAAGCUAAGUUGUGCUGUGGGAGCUUCUCUUUGCCAUCUCUCUGUGCUGCUGCUGUUUCUCUGUGGAGAUGGAAACGCAGUGUGUCACACACAGCGAUACAAAAAUGUACAACAUACUGGGGAUUUAAAUAUUUAUCUGAACACACAUUCAUUGCUCUUUGUUUUACCCCAUGUAGCUGCUCCACACAUCUCCCAAAGCACCUAAACAGCAAGUAGCUGUUAGUGUCAAGAGACCGAUCAAUCAUUUCGGCUAAUUCGGUGCUGGUAGUCACUUUAUUUACAUUGUCAACAUGUUUUUCUUCACAGAUAGUUGUUCACAUCUUUUGGGAAAUGUGAAAGCUACUUUAAUGAAGCGGGUGUAUCACCUGUCUCAGAAGAUAACUCAGUGAAUCUCUUUAGGCUACAUGAAGUGGAUUAACAGUUCAUGGUGACUUUACUGUUGCAUAUGAAUGAAAUAUCACAUAUCCACUUUAAUUUAAAUCCACUUAAAGUACCGUGUGUCCUAACAUCAGUAGUGGAUAAAGUAUUAAUAUAAUUUACUUGACUAGAAGCAGGACAGUGUAGCAAUAGUCCACUACCACCCACUACAAGCUCUGUGCUGUUACUUGAGUCAAAGUACAUAAGUAUUAAAGUAUGAAAAAGUAAAAAAUAUUCAGUGCAGAAAAGUGGAGCUUGUAAUGGAGUAGAAGUUUAAAGUGGCAUGAAAAGGAAAACUCAGGUAAUGUACAAGUACUUGAGUAAAAGUACUUCUCCCCUCCACCAGCGUGGAGCCGUCCAGAUGUAGAACUCAGCAGGGAUUGUUCAGACAAUACACCAAUCACACUCACUUCCUCUACACACACACACAGACAGAGACACUUUGACAGAUACUGGAUUCUUUGACAGCAGAGACACGGCAGCUUUUUAUUUUGAGAACUCAGAAGAGUAAACACACAAUGAAAUGUCAUUUGGUUUUGGCCGAGUGUUUGCUGCUGUGGAUACUGACAGCAUUCGUCAGUGGUCAAACAGG